AUGGCGGCGAGCAGAGGGGAGGCAUGGAGGCGGGGCCGUCGGACGCGCGCGCUCGCCCGCUGUCAACGCCGACGUAGUGACCUUCCAUGGCGGUUCCUCUGCCGCCGCGCCCCCAUACCUCUACUGUUUGCUCCCCUGUCCCUCCGCUCCGCGGUGCCCAUGCUUUCUCUGUCGUCACCGAAUGACAAGAUCGAUAGGAUCCAUCGCAUCUCACGAGACACCCGGCUGCAGCUGCUCGUCGGCCAUGCGGGGAGCACGGACGAGCUGCUCGUCGGGCAUGUGGGGAACACGGACGAGCUGCUCUUCAACGUGUUACCUGGAGAACAGAAUUUUGUUGCAACAUUGAUAGAAAGGCGUGACCGGAAGAAGCAGCCAACUGAAUUUGGAAUGAACCAAGUCCUCCAGCCAUUUCAUAGUGAGAAGUUCAAUUUCACUAAAGUUAAACCAGAGGAGGUGAUCUUCAGGUUCCAAGAAACUGAGAAUGAUUCUGCCCAGUAUUUUGACGGAGCUCCUCCCACUGUUUCAGCUUCUCCUAGCAGCAUUUUGAUCAACGUGAGCCCAAUUGGGUACUGUCAUGUGCUUUUGAUCCCUCAAGUCCAGGAAUACUUACCGCAAAGGGUUGAUCAAGAGAGCUUCUUACUGGCCAUGUACGUCACAAAGGAGGCAAGAAAUACCUUCUUCAGAGUUGGCUAUAACAGUCUGGGUGCCUUUGCAACAAUCAAUCACCUCAACUUCCAAGCAUACUAUCUGAAAGUGCAAUAUCCAGUCGAAAAGGCGCCAACAGAGGGACUAACAUUCAUAGGGAACGGUGUCGGCAUUUCUCAGUUGGUGAAGUACCCAGUAAGCGGCUUUGUAUUUGAAGGAGGAGCGGGCCUGGAGGAUCUGUCACAGGUUGUCUCAAAUGCAUGUAUCUUCUUGCAAGAGAAUAACAGACCUUUCAAUGUUCUUAUCUCUGAAUCUGCCAAGAGAGUAUUCCUUCUACUACAGUGCUAUGCCGAGAAGCAGACUUCUGGAAAGGCGAGCCAGGAAAUUCUCGACAUGACAAUCAAUCCAGCAGUCUAGGAGCUCAGCGACCAUCUGGUUCUGAGGAGGAGGAAGGACUACGACGAAGCAUCUGAGGUAACAUUAUGCAGGUUUUUGGUUGAAGCAUCCCUGUCUGGAGCAGAGUUCCGGGAGCUGAAGAGGUGA
Hordeum vulgare subsp. vulgare (domesticated barley) is the source of this 1188-nucleotide messenger RNA. RefSeq names its product GDP-L-galactose phosphorylase 1-like. Lineage: Eukaryota; Viridiplantae; Streptophyta; Magnoliopsida; Poales; Poaceae. Gene Ontology annotation, molecular function: GDP-D-glucose phosphorylase activity. Gene Ontology annotation, biological process: glucose metabolic process. The record is from RefSeq and is a predicted model, not a curated record. Gene Ontology annotation, cellular component: cytoplasm.